This is a messenger RNA of Carassius auratus (goldfish), 2223 nucleotides long. Its product is annotated as beta-1,4-glucuronyltransferase 1-like. Gene Ontology annotation, cellular component: Golgi apparatus. The coding region runs from base 548 to 1843 and encodes 431 amino acids. Gene Ontology annotation, biological process: protein O-linked glycosylation via mannose. Gene Ontology annotation, molecular function: glucuronosyltransferase activity. The transcript has 2 exons. The record is from RefSeq and is a predicted model, not a curated record. Lineage: Eukaryota; Metazoa; Chordata; Actinopteri; Cypriniformes; Cyprinidae.
AAAACAGAUCUCCGACGAGGAUGGGAUUCGAACCCACGCGUGCAGAGCACAAUGGAUUAGCAGUCCAUCGCCUUAACCACUCGGCCACCUCGUCUGAUGCACAUAUAUAUGUACAGGACUAUUUUGAUUCUACAGAUCUACAGAACUACUAUAUUUUAUUAAUCUAUUAAGAUGUGUGUACUAAUGUUUCUUCUGGCUGAUACUAACAGCAAGUGUUUAUGGAGUCGAAACCAGUACGCCAGAGCACAAGUAGAGUGAGCCGAGCACGUUUUACGGUGUUUACGGUAACGUUAACCGGAAGAGUAAAUAAACACGCGCCGCCAUGGGCAGUGUGUGCGCGCUUCACGAACGCGUUUCUCUUCUGCUGUCCACAGGCGUCUUUUCAAUGCAUGCAUCCAAACAUGCAAGUCAAUUCCCGUUUAAACUGACCUGCACUACAUCUGGCUGCAAUGCAUGCAUGAGGGCUGCAUAGCUGGCCAACCCUUGCUGAUCUGUGUGAGCACACUUUCAUUUCAUUAGCAUUGACCUAAAGGUGCUAGUAAUUGUAAUGCAUUUCUCAAAAAAAUGCUCCGUGUUUAAGGUGGUGCUCAGUGCCCUUCUCAUCGUUGCACUGUUGCAGCUUUUAUAUCUGUCUUUUCUCUCAAAGUUGCACGGCAAACAGCAGCGCUACAAGUAUUCUGAGCUCUUCGGCUCCAAAAAGACUGCAAACCAAGGAGAGAAGAACCCUAGGCGGGAACAUCUCAGGUAUUCUUUAUCCACUGGUGGGAUCUUCGAUGGGAGCGGACAGUACCGCGUGUAUAAGAACCUAAUCAAAAGUGACUUCUCGACCAAUCAGAAGCCAGGAGCGGAUCCCAGAUCGCAUCACCUGGCUCUGGCCACGCAUACGACCAUCAACAACCUUCACCAUCUUAGCUCUUUGUUGGAGCGCUGGCAGAAUCCUCUAUCCGUCGCGAUCUUCGCCAACGGUCAGGAUGUCAAGUUCGCGACGGCGUUCGUUUACGCCCUCAGUCUGUUUUGCCCGCAGGUUCAAGCGUUGGUGGACUUCCAUCUGGUUUGCCACUCGGGUGAAAUGGCCAGUUUCCCAGACCAGGAUCGAGAGCAUUUCGCUGGUCUGGAGGAGAUGGGCUGCUCCGGCGUCUUCGCCAAGCUCGAAUCGAACAGAAAUAAGUUUAAAAACUACGCGAUUGGGAACAAUGUCUCGUACCCCAAUAACCUUCUUCGCAAUGUGGCCCGGAGUGGCACAGACGCAGCUUACAUCCUGGUCAUCGACAUCGACAUGAUACCCAGUGCCAAUCUGCACCACCAAUUCGUGACAAUGCUAAUGAGGCGUGAACCGGCCGCGGACGAAGUCCUGGUGCUCCCUGCGUUUGAGAUCAGACACACUCGUAAGAUGCCUGCGACGAAGGCGGAGCUGCUGCAGCUCUAUCAGGUGGGCGAGGUGCGACCGUUCUAUGAUGAGCUUUGCCCUCGCUGUCAGGCUCCUACCAAUUACUCGCAGUGGGUCAAUCUGGCCAGCAGGGGCUCAGGGCCCCUGGAAGUGGCGUACACUAUAAACUGGGCCGAUCCGUGGGAGCCUUUCUACAUCGGCGCUCGAACGGUUCCUCUCUACGAUGAGAACUUCAGGCAGUACGGCUUCAACCGCAUCAGUCAGGCCUGUGAGCUUCACAUCGCCGGUUACCGCUUCUCUGUGCUGAGCAAUGCCUUCGUGGUGCACAGAGGGUUUAAGGUCCAAGGAGAGUUUCACCGCCGGAAGGACGAGGAGAACCGCAAGAACCGCAUGCUCUUCCGCAGCUUCAAGGAGAGUCUGAAGGCCAAGUAUCCGAACUCGCCUCGCCGCUGCUGAGAGACGAGAGAGAGCACAGCUCAUGUGAGGAUCAUAAAUGCACACAACUCAAACAAGAACCUGUUUGGAUCUCAUUUCAAGCAUCAAAAACUACAGUCAAAGGAGAUGCUCUUGAAUGCUCAAUGUUUUCUCAAUAAACUGAACAUGUGAUCCUUCACGCUUCUAAAGAGAGAAACUAUGUAAAGAUGGUCCUUUGUUGUUUUCAUUACAUUUUAUUUCAAGUUAACUUAUUUAUUUAUUAGAUUUUUUGGUUUUCAAAGUAUUUUCCCCACUUUCUUCCCCAAAUUUAAGGCAAGACACCUCAGAUGAAUAGAGUACAAAACAUGAACUAAUAUAUAUCACCAUCAUUUUCUAGCUGAUUGAUUACAUUAAAAAUUGCA